Messenger RNA from Syngnathus acus (greater pipefish), 3017 nucleotides. It is a transcript of the gene gckr, whose product is annotated as glucokinase (hexokinase 4) regulator. The record is from RefSeq and is a predicted model, not a curated record. Gene Ontology annotation, cellular component: nucleoplasm; cytosol; mitochondrion. Gene Ontology annotation, molecular function: fructose-6-phosphate binding; enzyme inhibitor activity; enzyme binding. Bases 97 to 1764 code for a protein of 555 amino acids. Lineage: Eukaryota; Metazoa; Chordata; Actinopteri; Syngnathiformes; Syngnathidae. Gene Ontology annotation, biological process: glucose homeostasis; response to fructose; carbohydrate derivative metabolic process. The transcript has 19 exons.
UGUGGACUUUGCCACUCCAGAGAGAUCUGGGCGCUGACUUGUCUCCAUUGUAAACCUCAGUGACAGAGUUUGGCUGAUUCCUGUGUUCUCUCUACAAUGCAUGAAUGGGAGUCUUUAGAUUACGAGCCCUCACUCCCUGUUUCGGAGAAGUCAAACCCCCUGACGCAGGACAUUGACCGAGCUUCACCUAGUUGCCUAGUGAGAAUGUUGCAAAACUGUGACGCCGAGAUGUUUCGCAAAGAGACAACAAGCACUUACCAGACACUUUUUUGUGACGAAGUGGUGAAAUCCAUGUUGGAGGUGGCUAAGAUAGUGGAGCUCAUCCUCAAGGAGCCAAAGGACAGCCUUAUUGUCUUGAGUGGCUGCGGAACUUCAGGUCGCCUGGCUUUCCUCGUUGUGUCGGGGUUCAACAAAGCACUGAAGGAGAUGAACCACAGUGAGGUCUAUGCAUACAUCAUUGCUGGAGGUGACAAAGCACUGCUCUCCUCCCAAGAGGCCCCAGAAGAUGACCCACACCUGGGCAUGAGCUGUCUUAUGAAGGUGUGCAAGGGGAAGAAGAGGGUCUUGUUCAUCGGGAUCUCCUGUGGACUUUCUGCUCCAUUUGUGGCAGGUCAGUUGGAGUUCUGCUUGCGGCACCCGGAGGUUUUCACUCCUGUUUUAGUUGGUUUUAACCCGGCACAUCAGGCACGGAAUGAACCAAUACCAAACUGCACAUUCACUUUCCUCAGUGUGGUCCAAAGAAUGCAGGUGCUUGCCAAAAGUCGAAGGGCCUUUCUCAUCAACCCAUCAGUUGGGCCAGAGGCCAUUAGUGGUUCUUCCAGGAUGAAAGGAGGCAGUGCAACAAAAAUGCUCCUGGAGGUAUUCCUGUGUGCUGCUCAUGCUGCCGCUUUCUCUCACAUAACCACCACACACCAGGCUAUCAUAAAGCACCUGAAAGCCUAUGAGAAAACAGUUGAGGUCACAUAUGCUCAUAACACAGCCAUUGCUGGUUUGGUGGCUGCAGCUGGGAAGAGUUUACUCUCUAAGAAACGUGUGUGUUACCUGGGCUGGGGCAGCCUGGCUGUGCUGGGCCUCAUUGAUGCUAGUGAGUGUGAGCCAACAUUUGGAGCAGCCUUUGGCGAUAUUCAGGCGUUCAUAAGUGGAGGAUACAGAGCGCUCAACAACAAAGAUGGUUCCAUUUCUUUUCUGGGUCCCCAGUUUUGCAUUGCGCAUGAAGAGUUUUUGCUUCACGUCCUCCCCACGCUUGAUGACCAGGACACUGUCAUUCUCAUCUACACACAUACAGACAAUAUCAGUGAAGUGAUGAAUGUAGCCCACCGAGUGAGGGAAAAGAUGUCUAACCUCCAUGCUAUUUAUCACCAGACUGAUGGAUAUUACGCUGAUGUUCAAGAAGAAAUAAAACUAUUGUGUAAAUCCACUUUAACAUUUUCUUGGCAAUUACCGUCUUCUGGAAGUCUACAGCACAUGUGGGAGCUGUCCACCAAGUUGGUGCUGAACGCUGUGAGCACAGGCGCGCACAUCCUAAAGGGCAAGGUCUUUCACAACCACAUGAUCGACGUGCAAGUUACCAACAGCAAACUUUACCGCCGUGCUACACAUUUAAUCCAGAAAUUGUCUGGUCAUCCUGCGGCCAAGUGCGAGGAGGCUCUCCUGAAGGCUAUCUACCAGGUGGACCACCUGACUGAGGACAUUACCUCCUAUCCAGUGGCCACACAUUUUGCCACCGGCAAAGAAAGGACAAAGGUACUUCAGGCAAAACAAUGAGUACACAAGCAGCCCACUCUUCAGCUCAUCCACUUGAGCAUGGCCCGAGUCCUUGUUUCUAUGGAUUCACAGUCAUACUGAAUAACCAUGGUGACGGUAAGGCAUCAGUACUCAGUAACACACGUCGCGCUGCUGAUCCACAUCGCUGCUCACGCACACCCCAACUGAAUACAUAGCAUGUGAAUAUCUCACAAGUCAUUGAUUCCGUUAGUUCACCUAGAAGGAAGAAUCAUGCUGCUCAGACUCUAAAGCACUGAAAUCAUAAUCACAAUGAGAAAUAUUCAAUACACUUUUUAUGUUUAUAUUAGUCUAGCAUGAAACAGGAAAAAAAAAUACCGAUAAUAUAUGAUCCUGUCCUCAAAGUGAGAAAUAAUUAUUAAGGCUUCUAACUGUUUUAGACACACAGCAUCGAGUAAAUAACUAUUCGGCGAUGAAUGUCUUCCGAUCCGUUUAAAAUAAUGAGAUUACGUUUAUAAUCUUGAGUGCGUCAUAUUUUUAAAUUUAAGCUGCUAGUUAGGUAACUGUUCAGAUUUCAAAAACAAUUGUGGCAGUGAUAUAGAUAAAUAUUUAACAGAAUGUAUGCUAGAAGCAUAAAUACACACUAACCGUAGUAAGUGCAAUAUCAAUAACAAUAUCUGGAGGUCUGCAAAGUCAGCAAAUGAUUAAAUGCAAAACUUGGACAAAAAAAAAAAAAAAAUACUCAUGAAACAGUAAUUCUGCAUUCCUUAGAUAUACAACUUCCAAAUAUACAAAUAAUUAGUAUAUUUAAAGACUGUAGGCUAGAUUGUAGUUUCAAGUUUUAUGUCACUGUCCAAAUUCCAACAGCAGCGAGAUAAAGUGCAUCAAGUGUUCUGGUGAUUCCACUCGUUCUAAUCAGUCUGUGAAGAAGAGAAAAAAAACAAGAGUCGCAGACUCGAUACGCAAAGUGUCGUUUCAUGUUCAGUUUUUCAGACGGGGAUCUCAGUCUUCCAAGGACCCCAGCUGGGACUCCACUGAGGUCUUGGUGAACUGAUGAAGCAGAGCACCAUCUGCUGUUGCGCCUCCGUCCAUCCGCCCUGUCUCCUUCUGCUUUCCUGACUCAUCAGCGUCGGUGUCACGUGGACCUUUAGCGUCGGAGUCUUCAGCAUCGGCCUCCUCGUCCCCGGUCGCAUCGAUAUCACAGGUUGAACUAUGACUCUGCCAGUUAAAAAAAAAGGUGGUGACCCAACAAGUUGGACACCAAUAUUGCUCCAUCUCUAUAAAAGUUGAUUCAU